This is a messenger RNA of Bactrocera oleae (olive fruit fly), 593 nucleotides long. Lineage: Eukaryota; Metazoa; Arthropoda; Insecta; Diptera; Tephritidae. The record is from RefSeq and is a predicted model, not a curated record.
GAAAUGUAAUGUUUCGAAACAUGUGCCUCACUUUUUUCGUAAAGUUAACCAUGAAGUUUACAGGCAAAUCUGAAAGACUAAUGAAAUAUUUUUCUUUAUAAUUGUAAUUGGAACAUUUAGCCGCUGAUAUCUAAAAACUAUUGAGAUCAAAAGAUUUAUUUAAACGUGUAAUAAAACUCGUUUUAACAAAGAGCAAUAAAAAUGUGUGGCGUGUUAUGUGCAUGUCUCAAGGGGACAGCAAAGGUUGUGUGCUGUUGCUGCGAAUGUGCGCUGAAUAUGUUACUCGGCAUAUUUUGUUCCGUCAUAAUAUUAGCUGUCAUAAUCGGACUGAUCGUGUACUUUACAGUAUAUUACCACAAGGAUAGUUCCGAUGGUCAACAAGAAAAAUUGGUGCAGCAGCUUAUAACAGCUGCGCCUUUAACAUUUAAGGACUACUUCCAACAACAACACUAAAACUGAAUUAAAUUCGGUUUGAGACCAAUUUUUGGCUUCUGGAAUAACUUUAGUAUCAACCAGUGUUAUUGUUGUUAAAACUGUAUAUUUUUUAAGUUUAAUAAAUUAAAUAAAUAAUUUUAAACAUUUAUACAAGAGAA